AUGGUGGAAAUGGAAGAAGAUGAAGACCCAAGGAUGAAGAAGGGUUGUUCCCACAGCUCCGAGCUCGCUUCCAAGUGCUCCAAUAGAGAGAAAUCGUGUUUUGGUGCCCAAAGAUAUCGACCCAUUCGCGUAGCAGAUUUUGGACUUGCAAAGCUAGUAGAACGAACCAAUGAUGAAGAAUUCAUAGCAACAAGGCUUGUUGGAACACCGGGCUACCUUCCACCAGAAUCUGUUAAGGAGCUUCAAGUGACUAUAAAAACAGAUGUUUUUGCAUUUGGGGUGGUUCUGUCAGAGUUGAUAACAGGGAAACGUGCACUAUUUCGUGACAACCAACAAGCCAACAAUAUGAAAUCACUUGUUACAGUUGUUAGCCAAAUUUUCAGAAAUAAAUACCCAGAGAAUGCUUUAGCAGACGCCGUAGAUGGGAAUCUUCAGCAUAGCUAUCCCAUGGAAGAUGUCUACAAGAUGGCAGAAGUAGCUCAUUGGUGUUUGUGGGAAGAUCCAAACGACAGGCCUGUGAUGAGGGAGAUAGUUGUGGCAUUGUCAGAGAUUGUUAUGUCAUCCACAGAAUGGGAAGCAUCACUAGGUGGAGACAGCCAAGUCUUCAGCGGGGUUCUUGAUGGAAGAUGAACACCCUUUUCUUACUUCACAAUUCUACACUAAUGCUUCUUCUCUUUCUUGCAUUCAUCAAAUCUCAUGCUGCUACCAUUUUCACUUUAUGCUCUGCUGUAUAUAUUCCUACACAUUUUUAAUACAAGAUUAUAGAAUUAAAUCGUGGAAGCUUCUGACUCAAGUUAUGAAGUCCCACACUUGUCAGAACACUCACAAGGAGUUGCAGCUUAAGAUAUAAAAUCUAAACACUUUUAACUUUCAAAGCAUACCUUUCUCGGCCUUUUGGCUAAGAUCAAGUGUAGUAUCUGUUCUUAUCAGUUUAAUAUCUGAUAUGUGGACUAUUAGUUCACACGAUAUUAAAUUAAAUUUUUGAGGGAGAGAAACAAUGAGUAGCUUGCUGCUUGGUUUCUUAAGCAUCAUCCUUGUUUUGCACUCUUGCAAGGCCUGGUGCAUCCCACCCAAAUUAGUUCAAUUAUUUAUUCUUAUAUCUGGUAGUCUACAUUUAUGUUCUAGCUAAAUGGUUGCUUAUUUGUUCUCCAUCAAAACUUGAUGAGUAAUUAAUGUUCUAUCCUAUUAAUUUUACUGGUUCUUCUUGGUUGUGUGGCUCAGCAUUGGUUUCUUUG
Molecule: messenger RNA, 1235 nt
Organism: Vigna umbellata (rice bean)
Lineage: Eukaryota; Viridiplantae; Streptophyta; Magnoliopsida; Fabales; Fabaceae
Source: RefSeq, a predicted model, not a curated record